CGUAAGUACGUACGCCGACGUAAUAGGAAGUAAACCGAGGCGCGUCUUAACGUUCAACGAGUAAAUACCAAACGUGUCACGAUUCAUUAAAAUUGAUUGGUGCCGCGACAUGAACGUGACUGACCCGAGGAGAAGGGAGGUAUGCGUUUAACCAUGACGGCGAACUACCCCACGCCGCUGUACGAUCACGCCGGACGAGGAGACUUCAGCCAAGUUUACGAGCCGUCGGAGGAUUCCUUCCUGCUCAUUGAUGCGCUGGAAAAGGAUGCUCGCAAGCUCCAAAACAUGAGCAGGCCGUGUGUGUGCGUGGAGGUCGGUAGCGGCUCCGGAGUGGUGUCCGCAUUCCUCGCGUCCCUGCUGGGACCCUCUGCGAUUUACUUUUGUACAGACGUGAAUCGUGCCGCCGCGCUGUGCACUGCCAGGACGGCAUCACGCAACACUGUGUCGCUGGAGCCCAUCAUCACAGACCUGGUGGAAAGUCUCCUGCUCCGGUUAAGUGGACAAGUGGAUGUGCUCCUGUUUAACCCUCCAUAUGUGGUCACACCAUCCAGCGAGGUGGGCAGCAAAGGCAUCGAAGCUGCUUGGGCCGGUGGGAGUCGAGGCCGUGAGGUCACCGACAGAUUUCUACCAAUCGUAUCCCAGUUGCUGUCCAGUCGAGGGCUGUUCUACUUGGUCACCAUAGCAGAGAAUGAUCCAGAGGAGAUCAUCCAGACACUGAGUGGAUACGGCCUGCAGGGAAAGCCACACCUGUCGACCAGAGCUGGAAACGAGAGGCUCACAGUCCUGUGCUUCCAUUGGUGCAAACAUGCAUGAAAUUAGUCAAUGUCAUUGUCAAGUGUCCUGAUCAGAAUCACAGUCAUCAUGAAAAUGUAACAGAAUCAUGACACUCUGAGGUCUCAAGAGUGGCCAAACAUUGGCACAUUACCAGUAAAAUGAGACAUCUUAUUUUCUUCA
This is a messenger RNA of Hippocampus zosterae (dwarf seahorse), 954 nucleotides long. RefSeq names its product N-6 adenine-specific DNA methyltransferase 1 (gene hemk2). Gene Ontology annotation, biological process: methylation. The record is from RefSeq and is a predicted model, not a curated record. Gene Ontology annotation, cellular component: eRF1 methyltransferase complex. Bases 142 to 813 code for a protein of 223 amino acids. NCBI's taxonomy places the organism in Eukaryota, Metazoa, Chordata, Actinopteri, Syngnathiformes, Syngnathidae. The transcript is spliced from 6 exons. Gene Ontology annotation, molecular function: nucleic acid binding; protein methyltransferase activity; S-adenosylmethionine-dependent methyltransferase activity.